Molecule: messenger RNA, 726 nt
Organism: Symbiodinium pilosum
Lineage: Eukaryota; Dinophyceae; Suessiales; Symbiodiniaceae
Source: the annotation of a GenBank genome assembly
AUGACGAUGGCCUCCGCUAGCCCCGCCAGCCCGCUGGGUAAAGGCACUCCGAGGGCGCAGAGGAGAUUCAGCUUCUGCUUUUCCUCGGAUGAAAAGGACAUUAGCAAUGAAAAUGUUACGCUCGAGCUGCCAGAGCUGAACGAGGCGAAGGCUUUGGCAAAUCAGUCCGAUGCAAGUCCUCGGACCCAGCUGGCCAGCCGCCAAAUUGUCAAUGCCUCUGACAAGAAAGAGCUGGGUGUCUUGCCUGUGGCUAAACCUCCAGCAGAAGCUCCAAAGGAGCCAGCUGAGGAGGUCUUCAAAGGAAUAUCGAGGAGCACGCAGAUCCUCUACUGCCUAGUCUUCGUGACCAGAUACCUGGACCUCCUAGACAAGACUCAGGCGUUCUACCUGGUCUUCUUCAAGAUCACGUAUAUCGUGACUUCCAUCAUCGUCCUCGCGGUGUUCUAUAAGCUGGAUGCCACAUACGAGCGCCAAAAGGAUACCUGCAGUUUAGCAGCAAUCCUGGUGCCGUGCAGCAUCAGCGCAUUACUCCUAGCCGAGACGUACCAGGCCGUUGAUAUUCUAUGGACGUUCUCGCAGUUUUGCGAGGGCUUUGCCAUGGUUCCUCAGUACGUCUUCUGCUACCGGGAUAGGUUGGCAAAGGAUGUCGGCGUCACCCUCUACGUGCUGUCGAUGGGCAGCGAUCCCAGCAUCUUCGAUCGGAACUGUUUUGAGUCCGCAACCUGA